ACGGAAGUGGGAACAAAACACCAGCGUCAGCGCGUCAAUACUCCGGUGUUUUUAACAUUUUAUCGUUGAAUUUUAGCUACUUUUGAUAAACAAUUAUGUCUCAGCAGGCAGGGUAUUCACCCAGCUUCAAGCGACCGGCGGAAAUAAUGCGAAUGAGGCGAAAAAGAACCCGAAGCGACGCCAGUGUCUUCUCCAGCCCGAGCGGCCAGGGCUCCUCCUGCAGCCCCGGACAAAGCGACUCAUCCCCGGCGGGCGUUCGGCCUUUCUCCCCGGGGCCGCUUUUUAACACCCAGGCCCGCUCUGGAGGUGGGGUGAAACGCAGAAACCCGUUCGCGAACAUUGAAAACACUUACAGCCCCAAAAAGAAACUUCUUAUUUAUAACGACGACGGGAAUGCUGAAGCUGGGCACGGGUACAAGACUAUGAAGUGGACUGGAGAGGAGGAGUGUGGAGGAGUUUUAUCUUUCAGGGCAAAGUUGGCUGAGGCAGAAAAUCAGGAGCACCAAGACAGUUCCAGCGAGAAGUGUCUCACCUUCUCUGAGGAUGACUCCCUAUUUGAAGAGGAGAAGGAAGAUGUUAAAAGCCCACUGCUGAAGAGUCCCCAGGCCAUCGCCCCAGCCUCCAUAGCCCCCCCAGUCUGCACAGAGUAUCCAGCAGACUGGAGCCUGAAAACCCGCCUCCUCUUCACCUCCCCGCUCACCCUGUCGUGGGCAGAGCACCCCAAAGCCCAAGAGGAAGCUUCGGGGCUCAGUCAGCACUGCAGAGCUCAGUUUGGCAGCCUGCCACACAGUCUACAGGAUCCCAGGUCCUGCUCAGAGCUGCGCUGUGCCUUCCAGCAGAGUCUGGUGUACUGGCAGCACCCCUCCGUGCCUUGGAUCUCUCUGUUUCCCCGGAUCAACGCUGAGAGGAGCUUCGCUGGGAAGAGCGCCCCAUGGGCACAGGAUAGAGCGCUGCAGCAGAGUCUCAUGAGUGAAUGGUCAGUCAGCCUGUCAUCUCUCUACAGUCUACUGAAGGCCAAGCUGUGUCCUUACUUUUAUCUCUGCUCCUAUCAGUUUACAGUGCUGUUCAGGGCAGCAGGUCUUGGCGGCUCGAGCAGCAUCACUGCCUUAAUUUCUCCGACAACCAGGGGCCUUAGAGAGGCGAUGAAGGCUGAAGGUAUAGAGUUCAGUCUCCCUCUAGUGGAGGAGAGGAGGAAGAGCAGGGAGCAACACAGUCUGGCAGUACCCCAAGGAGAGGAGGACGAGCCGGAGAAAGUUCAAGAUGGUUCUGAGCUGAAAGAGGGCGCGGACUAUAAGGCAGGUGAUGAAGGAGAGAAUGACGAAUACAAUAACGAUGACGACGGCAGCUUCUCCUGGCUCGAGGAGAUGGGAGUCCAGGACAAAAUCAAGAAGCCAGACAGCAUCAGCAUACAACUUCGCAGAGAGGGUCAGACCGUGUCCCUGGAUCACAAGCCGGAGUCUGUGGUGUGCGUGGAGGGAUCCCACACCUUCACCCUCAUCAACUUCCUCAUCAACUGUAAGAGCCUGGUGGCUUCAGCGGGCUCCCAGGCGGGGUUACCUCCAACGCUCCUGGCUCCCGGUGCUUUCAAAGGAGCCACGAUGCACACCCUGAAGGCUCGCAGCGUCAAUGUGAAGAGCCAAGUUGGUUCUACGUACCAGAACAUCAGCAGCCUGGAGAUCACAGGACCCAUCCUCCCCUCCUCCCUCCACACCAUCACAACCCUCCUCCGACCUGCACAGAAAGGAAACUUCUCUGCUGCUCUUUACACACACGCGCCCACUGCUGUCAUGAACACAUGCAGCACUACGCAACAGUGCACCGGUGGGUCGGACCUGUCCGGUUGCGGCCUCCAUCCCGCCUCCAUCGAGCAGCUGCGGCAGACGUCCACUCUGAGCAAGACCGCUCUGACUCACAUCAACAUGAACAACUACAGCUACACCUGGAAGAACUGACGCAGGGAGGUGCUGCACGUCAAGAUUGCUAUGCGUCACUUUUACUUUACAAAAGACGAUAGGAGCAGACAAAUGAAAUUACACUAGUCUGUCUCUGGAUGUGUACAUGAGAUGCCUUCACACAACAUAUAUUUGAUCUCUUUAAAGCUGUGCUCUUGUAACAGAUCUGAUUUUAAUGUUGAUAAAUGCAUACUUUAGUAA
Messenger RNA from Epinephelus lanceolatus (giant grouper), 2153 nucleotides. It is a transcript of the gene donson, whose product is annotated as DNA replication fork stabilization factor DONSON. Gene Ontology annotation, cellular component: nucleus. The record is from RefSeq and is a predicted model, not a curated record. NCBI's taxonomy places the organism in Eukaryota, Metazoa, Chordata, Actinopteri, Perciformes, Serranidae. Gene Ontology annotation, biological process: nuclear DNA replication.